This is a messenger RNA of Aedes aegypti (yellow fever mosquito), 1615 nucleotides long. Its product is annotated as histidine-rich glycoprotein. The coding region runs from base 258 to 1238 and encodes 326 amino acids. The transcript is spliced from 4 exons. The record is from RefSeq and is a predicted model, not a curated record. Lineage: Eukaryota; Metazoa; Arthropoda; Insecta; Diptera; Culicidae. Gene Ontology annotation, cellular component: extracellular matrix.
UCUCUCGAUAGGAGCAGGAAGAACAAGUUCUAUUGUUCUUUCCUAUCUUUCGAGAUAGUUGAAGUGAUUGAAAGUGAAUUAGGUGGAAUACGUGAUUCUUGCAAGAUAAGUGGAAUCGUUACACAGAUAAAAACUGAAAAUUAGCUAAAACAAGAGAAGGACAUUGAUAGUGGUUCAGUGAAUUGAGUGUUAAAAUUAAGGAAUUGGAUUUUAAGGACAUUUUUGAACUGCUGUGCAGUUCAUUCUUAUUCAAAAUCAUGCAACAGUCCGUCAAAAGGAUAAAACUGCUCAAGCAGCUGUGUCGUUGUAUGCUGCUGCUUGCCAUUGCCAUCGUCGUGACGAACGCGAAACCCGAAGCCCCAGUCAAUUCGUAUCUGCCGCCGUCGCACGGUCACAACGGGUAUCACGAUGAUCACCACCACGAUGAUCAUCACCACCACGGGGACGAUCAUCAUCACACGGAUUUAGUACCGCCGUCGUCGAGCUACGGAACACCGGACAGUAGCUACGGGCCACCGCAUCAUCAUUCGGGCUUCGACGAGCAUCACGAACAUCAUGAACACCAUGAGCACCACGAGGAGCAUCAUGACUCGUUUGAGGAUGAACCAGCCAAGUAUGAGUUCACAUAUGAAGUGGAUGAUGAAGAUCGUGAUUUAUCGUUUGGGCACGAGGAAAUGAGAGACGGAGAUUACACAACUGGAAAGUACAACGUUCUGCUCCCCGACGGUAGACGACAGAUAGUCGAAUACGAAGCCGAUCACAAAGGAUACCGGCCGAAAAUCACCUACGAAGGCGGAGACGAACAUCCCCACCACCACGAACACCCGCACCUACACCACCACGACGGACACGCCGGCUAUCCUCACGAGUCGCCUCACAACCAGCUGGGCUAUCCGAAGGAGUCUCAUCAUGACUUCGAGCACGAGCACGACCACGAACACGAUAAUGGGCACAGCCGAGCGGAUCACGGCAUUCACGAUGGUCAUGGCGGUCAUCAUGGUUACGAUGGCAAUGCUCACGAGUAUCACAGCCACAAUGGGCACGACCAUGGGCACCAUCAUCGGCGCAACUCGGACGAGGGCGGUCAUGGCCACGGGAACGGACACGGACAGCAGCACGGACACAACGGAAACGGAAAUGGCCACAAUGGCAAGCAUCAUCGUCGUGGUGCUAACGGAAAUGGACACCAUAGCGGCAGCGGCAACAACGGGGGACAUCGUAACAAUGGUUAUCACUAGGACGUAGGGGAAUGGUGCAAUCAAGGGAGGAUUAUCGGAUGAAGAGAGGCUCAACACUGCAAACUGCGAAUAAAACAUUUAUUUAAUCACAACAGUAGUACAAAUUAGCGGUUAAUAUUUAUUCCUUAACAAUUGUUUUCAACAAUGCAUUUAUCAUGCUUCAUUGCCAGUUCAAUUACUUAUUAAUUUAUAGAUAGCAAGAGUAAUGGCGAAAACAGCUUGUGGCUUAUCGUCAGUAGUUAGGAAAUGCUAACGCUUAAAUUUACUACGAUACUAAAUAAAGCAAUCUCAGCAAGACGGUCAUCGAAAAAGAAGCAAAACUCUUCAACGCAGUUGGAGGAUUCGAUGAAUCGAAAAAAUACCAACACCAAACCCAA